This is a messenger RNA of Xiphias gladius (swordfish), 1101 nucleotides long. RefSeq names its product gastrula zinc finger protein XlCGF8.2DB-like. NCBI's taxonomy places the organism in Eukaryota, Metazoa, Chordata, Actinopteri, Istiophoriformes, Xiphiidae. The coding region runs from base 1 to 1101 and encodes 366 amino acids. The record is from RefSeq and is a predicted model, not a curated record. Gene Ontology annotation, molecular function: DNA-binding transcription factor activity, RNA polymerase II-specific; RNA polymerase II cis-regulatory region sequence-specific DNA binding. Gene Ontology annotation, biological process: regulation of DNA-templated transcription. The transcript has 3 exons.
AUGAGAAGCCACACAGGAGAGAGACCCUACAGUUGCUCAGUUUGUGGUAUAAAAUUUAGAAAGAAAGGAAAUCUGUCAUACCAAAUGUUAAUCCACACAGGGGUGAAACCAUUUUGUUGCUCAGUUUGUGGUAAGAAAUUUAGACAGAAAGGAAAUCUGUCAUACCAAAUGUUAAUCCACACAGGGGUGAAACCAUUUUGUUGCUCAGUUUGUGGUAAAACAUUUAGACACAAAUCACCUUUAAAAUAUCACAUGUUAACCCACACAACGGUGAAACCACUUAGUUGCAGUUUGGUUUACGAAAAGUGCAGGAACACUACACAACACAAAAAUCCCAAGUGUGUUGGUGAAUCGUCACAGCUUCACAGUGGAAAAAGCAAGAAACCACUGAGCUGUUCCAAAUGUGAUGAAACAUUUCCUAACACUGCCCGUCUGAUGAUCCACAUGAGAAAGCACAAGGGAAAGAAACUGUUUACUUGCACAGUUUGUGGUCAACAACUGCUGUGGAAUUGCCAACUGAAGAUACACAUGAGAAGCCACACAGGAGAGAGACCCUACAGUUGCUCAGUUUGUGGUAAAAAAUUUUCACAAACGGAAACCAUGAUGCAUCACAUGGCAGUCCACUCAGGGCUUCAUCAAAGCCAAACUGAGGAGCAGAUUACUGCCAGGCGUGAAAGCUUGAGUUUAAACAUGAUGUGUCGCACAGGGGAAAAGUCUCUACGAUGUUCAGUUUGUAACACAGGUUUCAGUGAAAGUGCACAGAAGGAGGCAAAGCAGGAGGAGUUACAGCCCCCACGUAUUAAAGAGGAACAGGAGGAAGUUGGAGGUCUGGAGCCCGAUAUCACCAAGUUCCCAUUCAAUCCUGGCAGCAUGAAGAGUGAAGAUGAUGAAGAGAAACCUCAGACUUCACAGCUUCAUCAGAGUCAGACUGAGGAGAACAAAGAGGCAGAGCCUCCAGCCAGCAGUUCCACUGAACAGAUGGAGACAGAGGCUGAUGGAGAGGACUGUGGAGGACCAGAACCAGCCAGGAACUCAAAUCCAGACACACAUUUACAACCAGAUGCUGACGACAAAAUUUCAGUUCAGCUCUUUCAAAAAUAA